AUGGCGACUACCGAGGAAGCAGCAGCAGUAGCCUCUGCUACGACAACCAAUUCGCCAUCAACUGUCCCAACUCCCACCACAACCCCCGCCCCAACGACCUUCCCGCGUGUCCCUAUCCCACCCCGCGGCGUCGACUACCGGGGGAAACUAGUCCUCGCACCUAUGGUUCGCUCCGGCGAACUUCCCUCGCGCCUCCUCGCGCUGCACUACGGUGCCGACCUAGUCUGGGGCCCCGAAACGGUCGACCACUCCCUCAUUGGCGCCGUGCGCCGCAUCAACCCGCGCACGAACAUGGUCGAGUACACGCGCCAGGCCUCCCACUCCUACAGCCCGACCCACACGCAAAACAACGGCAACGACGGCGGCGUGGCGGAGUCGGUCAUCUACCGACUGGACCCGGCGCGCGAGAAGGGCAAGCUGGUGUUCCAGCUGGGCACGUCGGACGCGGGGCGGGCGGUGGCGGCGGCGCGGUUCGUGGCGGCCGACGUGGCGGGCAUCGACGUGAACGCGGGGUGCCCGAAGCCGUUCAGCGUGACGGGCGGGAUGGGCGCGGCGCUGCUGCGCACGCCCGAGAAGCUCGCGGGGAUCCUCGAGGCCCUGGUGCGCGAGGUCACGCCGGCCUGCGGCCUCGGCGUCAGCGUCAAGAUCCGCCUGCUCGAGACCGCCGCCGAGACCGAGGCGCUCGUGCGCCGCCUCGUGCGCACGGGAAUCACGGGCCUGACCGUCCACUGCCGCACCACGCCCAUGCGGCCGCGCGAGCGCGCCAUCCGCGGCCAGCUGCGCAUGGUGCGCGAGGUGUGCCACGAGGCCGGCGUGGCCUGCCUCAUGAACGGCGACGUCGAGAGCCGGGACCAGGCGGACGCGCUGGUCGACGAGUUCGGCGUGGACGGGGCCAUGAUCGCGACGGCCGCCGAGAAGAACCCGAGCUGCUUCCGGAGCGGGGCCGCGGGGGGGCUGGCGACGUGGCAGGAGACGACGGAGAAGUACCUGCGGUACGCGAUGGAGGUGGAGAACAAGAUGGCCAACACCAAGUUCCUGCUGGCGCAGAUGGUGCCCGGCAAGGCGUCCGUGUACAGGGGGCUGCACGCUUGCCGGUCGUACGUCGAGUACGUCGACACGCUCGGGCACGAGGGGAUGAGGGAGAUGGCGCGGGCGACAGACCGGGUGCUGGGGCUGGGCGAGUUUGCGGUCCAGCCCGAGCCGAAGAAGAAGAAUAAGAACAAGGGCCAGCAGAACGGCCAGGAGUCGAAGAAGCGGAAGAGGGAGGAUGUGAAGGAGGAGCCAGCGAAGAGGCCGGAGGUGACGGAGCCGGUGUCCGCUGCGGCGCCGGCGUCUCCAACAACUCAUACCCUCUUCCCUUGCGCGAGCAGGUCGGACACCUUGGGCGGCAGCACCAGCGCGCCCCUGUCGUUCCGCCGGUGGAAGUCGACCAGGGCAAUCGCCGUCUUCUCGGGGAGCAAGCAGCAGCAUCUUGCCGCCCCGUCCCGCGAGGAACUUCUUGCUGAGGCCGGUGAACCAGCCCUCCCAAAAGGGCUGCGUCUUGGCCAGGUCGGAGCGGGUGUGGGGGUGGGUUUUGUGCGGGGGAGGAGCACGGAGGCGAACUCGGUUACUACCGCGCCGCCGAGGGAGUGGCCUACUAGGAGGAUGGGCGGCAGCGAGGGCCAGUGCAUGGCGGACUGGGUGAGGGUCAGCACGGCCAGCAGAUCAGACGCGAGAGUGGUGAGCGAGAGAUCUGCCGUGUCGUCCUUCCCGUCCCCUUCCUCCUCGCUCGGUGACUUGGACGAAGUGGUAGUCAACCCAUGCCCCCUCGCGUCAAGCGACAGGAUCCCCGCGGCGGGAAGACGCUUCCUGAUCUCGGCCCCUAGCACGGCAAAGGACAAGCCUGAGCUGCCGGCGCCGUGGUGCGUGACAAACAGCGGGCCACCCGGUUUGCCCGGGCCGGAGGAAGGCGCCGGAGAAGUCAGGUAG
Chaetomium fimeti is the source of this 1968-nucleotide messenger RNA. RefSeq lists its product as uncharacterized. Gene Ontology annotation, biological process: tRNA dihydrouridine synthesis. Gene Ontology annotation, molecular function: tRNA dihydrouridine synthase activity; flavin adenine dinucleotide binding. The coding region runs from base 1 to 1968 and encodes 655 amino acids. NCBI's taxonomy places the organism in Eukaryota, Fungi, Ascomycota, Sordariomycetes, Sordariales, Chaetomiaceae. The transcript is spliced from 5 exons. The record is from RefSeq and is a predicted model, not a curated record. Gene Ontology annotation, cellular component: cytoplasm.